Molecule: messenger RNA, 1113 nt
Organism: Microbotryum saponariae
Lineage: Eukaryota; Fungi; Basidiomycota; Microbotryomycetes; Microbotryales; Microbotryaceae
Source: the annotation of a GenBank genome assembly
AUGCCUGCAUCUCAAGUAGUCGCACUACAGACCCCCAAAACCUCCACCAAAGACACCACUAUGUUCAACUCGAUGUUCCUCCCGGCCAAGGCUGCGACCGAGCUUAGCCACGAGCUCUCGAGCUACGUCGACCUUUCGGCGCUUGACUCGUCGUCGGCCGACCUCGUCUCCCACAUCACGCCGGCGUUGAACCCGCUCGCGUUCAGCCAUGCCUUCGGCGCCGCAUCGAUGCGCACCCAAGAUGCGUUGCUCGACUCGCCCCUCGGCCUCUCGCCCCAGUCGUUGAACGCGUCGCCGUUUGAUCUUAGCUUCGACGCGUUCGACGCCUCGCCCACGAGCGUUUGCAGCUCGUCGCCCUUCUUGGACACGCCCGACCUCGUCCAGUCGUCGAUGUCGAUUGAGGACGCGUACCCUAGUCUCUUCGGCAGCUCGUCGAUAGUCGCCACCACCAUGCCCGCUUCGCCGCAAUGGGAGCCCCAAGACCUCGCUGGCCUGUUUGCCGCUACGUCCGUCUCUCAGCCGGCCAAACCUCACCUCGCUCCGACGACGACUAUGUCGCCCGCUCUCAUGUCCCUCGACGCCGAGCUCGCUUCGUUGCCCGCCCUGCCAUCGCCUCCCCUUGUCUCGGCUAGCUUUGCUUCGCCAACCGAAGCGGCGGCGACGGUCGAGGUCGAGGCUUUGCCCGAGCUUGAACAGAACGGCAAGAAGGCCAAGUUCAACGGCACGCGCAACACCAAGAAACCUAUGAUCGACUUUGAUGCGCCAACCCUGCCCAAGAACUACCUCGUGCCCGGCAAGACGACCCGCAAGCGUGCGCCUUCUCCUUUACUGAAGAAGGUUAUCACAAGCGGCAACAAGCGUGCUCGCCGUGAGGUGUCCGAGGUCAUCGAGUCGGUCACUUCGAGCCCAGGUAGCGAAGGCGCGGAUUUGCCCGAAGAGGUGCUCUCGGCCAUCGAGGAGAAGCGCCGUUCGAACACGCUCGCUGCUCGCAAGAGUCGCAUCCGCAAGGCCGACCACCUCAAGGAGCUCCACGACCGUAUCGCGGAACAAGCCCAGAUGAUUGUCAAGCUGCAGGCCGAGAACACCGUGCUGCGUGCUCUCACCGCUGCGUAG